UCCCCGUGUCUCAGCGAGGGACACCUGUUGAAUGCGGCCGGGUGGGUAGCUACGUUGAGAGGGCGGAGCUACGACGUAAAGCCCAUAUUUGGGCUGCCCCACCUCUUCGAAUUAACGCCAUCUGUUCCACUUUGCGUCGCUGAAAUCCGAGCUGCUAGACGAGAAGGAAGUAGCGAGGCAAGAGAUGGUAACCAUGAGGAUUCGGACAGAAUACAUGAAGAAAUUUAAAGAUCCCAAAUGGGAAUCCUACUCCAAGUGUUAUGAGGAGUUGUUCAGGUACCGGAUGGCCCGGAGGCUUCUAGAGCACAGCCACAACCCUUGGUUCUGGAGCGGAUCCGACACCGACUCCGAUGUUAGCGAAAGCCCUACGCAGUCGAACAAAAAACCCACAGAAACUGUAACCGCAGGAGACCGACCAGAUGCUGAAGAAUAUGAACAAUGUAGGGAAGACGGUAGAGUCCGGCAGGGGAGGCACAGGGUAACUCUUCCGGGUAGCACAGAAACGGUACCAAAGAUUCAACUUCCAGAAGAGGUUGAGGAUGCGUCUCAUACGACCUCUGCUGCCAACGGAGGCCAACGUGAGGGUGUGGCCGAGUUAAGGCCCCAAGUGGAGGAGGAGAGCGAGGAGCAGAGGGCCAACAGUAGAUGUAGUAAUCAACCACCAACUCUUGCAAAGCAACCUGACCAAGAAAGAGUUUCCCGCCACCCAGAGCGGGUGAAGACCGCCUCCAGGUCUACUAAAGCACCUCAGCUUGUUAAGAGAGUGAGGUCUGCGCCGAAGCACAGGCCUCGGGACGAGAGCAUGGAGGGCCGGCAUCCCUUUGCCCUGUACGGGCAGGGGGAGCGGGCUGCCGACAUGGCUGCCAAGAGGACUCAUAAUGUGGGUCCUGCGGCCUCCACUGGGGAGAUCCAUGAGUCAGCACUACGAGCCAAGACCAGGCGGGAUGUAGAGCGUCUUCUCCAGACCCAGCGAGUCGAGCACCGAAGAGCGAAAUCUGCUGACCUGGACAAGAAAAGAACCGGGCCAGAACAGCCGGAGUUCAACCCCUGGCUGACGGAGUACAUGAGAUGCUUCUCCGCCCGUGCACGGUAGAACAAAUGGAUGGACCAACAGUGUGGUCCCCAAAGACUAAAACACACACGCACACACAGACACAGACACACGUACACCAGCAUCCUUUGUAGAUUUACAGGUUGUGUCUAUAUUAGAAAAAUAUAAAUUGUUAUUGAAUUGCGGUUUUAAUGUUCUUAGCGUUUGCACAGUGUGUCUGUCAGACUGCACAUCAUGUAGGUAUUUUUAGUCUUUGUUUCGUUAGUAGAGUAGUUUAGAUAAGAUCAAAAGCUUUUCAUUCGGGAUAUCGUGGUUGUGGAUGAUGGUUUUCUAUUUCUGUAUAUUACAACACACAUAAUGUAUUUUAAUCAAUGGUUAAGAACAAAAAUGGUUUUCCUCCUGUUAUUGUACAGAAUGAAAUGUAUUUGGUUUGAGAUUUCUUUUUUUGUGACCUGAAUAAUAGUGUUUGUAUAGUUAAUAUAAUGUGUUACACAAUUCUUUUCAACCAAGUAAUUUGAUGUGAAAAGAGGCAUUCCAUGAGCGCUGAUAUAGGGUUUCAACAGCUUUGGGACUUUUAACUAUACAUGCAUCACUCCGCUUUACAGAUGUUUAUAAUUAUCAUUAAUUAAUCCAACAAUCGUGAACUGUAAACUCAUUGGCAUCACACAUGCUACCAAGAGACUGUCAACAUUCUCUAAUUUCACUGGUUUCACAAUAAAUGGAAACCUACAGAUAAAUGUACAUGAUACAUUCUAGAUACAUAGUAGCUGGCCUACAAUAACUGUAGACCUACACAAAGUAGCAAGCUAGUGUGCAGGAAAAUGUUUGUGUUGCUUGGCAACAGUCCAGUCCCAGUCGAGUUGCAGAACGUUUUGUGCUGGCGGAGCCGAACAAAUGAUUAAACAAACAAAUCCUAA
Gadus morhua (Atlantic cod) is the source of this 1968-nucleotide messenger RNA. RefSeq names its product centriole, cilia and spindle-associated protein b (gene ccsapb). Gene Ontology annotation, molecular function: microtubule binding. The transcript is spliced from 5 exons. The coding region runs from base 185 to 1093 and encodes 302 amino acids. Gene Ontology annotation, biological process: regulation of mitotic spindle assembly. The record is from RefSeq and is a predicted model, not a curated record. Gene Ontology annotation, cellular component: cytoskeleton; centriole; ciliary basal body. NCBI's taxonomy places the organism in Eukaryota, Metazoa, Chordata, Actinopteri, Gadiformes, Gadidae.